Penicillium verhagenii is the source of this 1188-nucleotide messenger RNA. It is a transcript of the gene fen1, whose product is annotated as multifunctional nuclease RAD27. The transcript has 5 exons. Gene Ontology annotation, molecular function: 5'-flap endonuclease activity; DNA binding; 5'-3' exonuclease activity. Gene Ontology annotation, cellular component: nucleus; cytoplasm. The record is from RefSeq and is a predicted model, not a curated record. NCBI's taxonomy places the organism in Eukaryota, Fungi, Ascomycota, Eurotiomycetes, Eurotiales, Aspergillaceae. The coding region runs from base 1 to 1188 and encodes 395 amino acids.
AUGGGUAUCAAACACCUAUUCCAAGUGAUCUCCGAAAAUGCCCCCGAUGCGAUCAAGACGGGCGAGAUCAAAAACCACUUUGGCCGCAAGGUCGCGAUUGAUGCAUCCAUGAGCAUCUACAGUUUCCUUAUCGCCGUGCGCUCCGAGGGCCAGCAACUUACGAAUGAGAGUGGUGAGACAACUUCACACUUGAUGGGCAUGUUUUACCGAACUCUGCGAAUGGUCGACAAUGGUAUCAAGCCUCUAUACGUCUUCGACGGUGCUCCACCGAAGCUCAAGUCAGGCGAGCUGGCAAAGCGUGGUGCCCGUAAAGCCGAAGCUCACGAAGCCCAUGAGGAAGCUAAGGAGACUGGUACCGCGGAGGAUAUCGAAAAGUUUUCCCGACGCACAGUGCGGGUCACGCGUGAGCACAAUGCGGAGUGCAAGCAGCUUCUAAAGCUGAUGGGUAUUCCAUACAUCGAUGCGCCUACUGAGGCUGAGGCCCAGUGCGCCACUCUUGCGCGUGCGGGUAAGGUCUACGCCGCUGCGUCGGAGGAUAUGGAUACCUUGUGCUUUGAGUCUCCCAUUUUGUUGAGACACUUGACCUUCAGUGAGCAGAGGAAAGAGCCUAUCCAGGAGAUCCAUUUGGAUCGAGCGCUGGAAGGCCUUCAGAUGGACCGUAGUCAGUUUAUCGAUCUUUGCAUUCUGCUGGGUUGCGAUUACCUCGAGCCUAUUCCCAAAGUCGGACCCUCGACCGCUCUCGCACUGAUCCGUGAACACGGUACCAUUGAGAAGGUGCUGGAGUUCAUGGAGAAGGACCCUAAGAAGAAGUUUGUUGUCCCGGAGGAUUGGCCAUACCAAGAUGCGCGUGAUCUUUUCGUCUCUCCGGACGUACGCGACGCAGACCACCCCGAUUGUGAUUUCAAGUGGGAGGCCCCGGACAUUGAUGGGCUUAUCGCAUACCUAGUCACUGACAAGGGAUUCAACGAGGACCGCGUACGUAACGGUGCUGCGCGAUUGACCAAGAACCUGAAGAGCGCGCAGCAGUCCCGUCUAGAGGGAUUCUUCAAGCCAAAGGCACGCACUGAAGACGAAAAGGCCAAUCUGAAGCGGAAGCACGAAGAAAAACUCACCAAGCAGAAGAAGCAAAAGAAGGAUGAUGCUAAGGCGAAGAAAGACUUGAAGGCCAAGCCACGUGGCGCAGGCUAA